This is a messenger RNA of Brienomyrus brachyistius, 2301 nucleotides long. It is a transcript of the gene gpr75, whose product is annotated as G protein-coupled receptor 75. Gene Ontology annotation, cellular component: membrane. Gene Ontology annotation, biological process: G protein-coupled receptor signaling pathway. Gene Ontology annotation, molecular function: C-C chemokine receptor activity. Lineage: Eukaryota; Metazoa; Chordata; Actinopteri; Osteoglossiformes; Mormyridae. The transcript is spliced from 3 exons. The record is from RefSeq and is a predicted model, not a curated record. Bases 392 to 2020 code for a protein of 542 amino acids.
UUUCUCAGGCAUCCGCACACGCUUCGUCCUCCUCGCUCGGCUUUUCGGGGUGUACGGAUGAGGCGGAGGCUGACUCCGGGCUCAGUCUGUUACAGCAAACGGAUACAGCGGCUGCCGUCCUCCGCAUGAGAGAUGAGGGUGGGGGGACGACAGGCGAUUGAAAUAGGCUACAUCACUGCACGAUAAAAAAGAAACAUUUCACAUUGUAUGCGUCUCUGUUCUGUAAAAUGGCUCAUUUCGAGGUCUUAAUGACCUUCUUGCGCAUAUCAAACUGGUGUUUGCUGUGGACUCGAAAAAGCCAGAGCAGACCUUGGUGACCUUGGGAAGUAUCAAUCCAGCGCAUACAUGGGAAUUUCAAUGUUACUCUGACACACAGAGGCCACCCUGUACGAUGAACACCACCAAGCUACCCUCUGAGCUGGCAAGCAUCGUGCAGCCGGAGGUGCACAACAGCAGCUUUGGCCCUGUGCCGUCCCCUAAGUGGGCCCUAAUCCACACAGCCACGCUAGUGUCCUGCUCCCUCCUCCUCAUCCUCAUCUUCUGUCUGGGCUCCUACGGGAACCUCGUGGUGUUUCUCUCCUUCUUCGACCCUGCCUUCCGCAAGUUUCGCACCAACUUCGACUUCAUGAUCCUCAACCUGUCCUUUUGUGACCUGUUUGUCUGCUGUGUCACGACACCCAUGUUUGCCCUGGUGCUCUUCCUGGACGCUGGGGGCGGGGCCAGUGGUGUCUCCAAGGAGUUCUGCUUUGCUUUCCACCUGACCAGCUCGGGCUUCAUCAUCAUGUCGCUGAAGACCGUGGCAGUAAUUGCCCUCCACCGGCUCCGCAUGGUCCUGGGCCAGCAGCCCAACCGCACAGCCUCGCUGCCCUGCACUCUGGCCCUAACUGGUCUGCUGUGGGCAGCCAGCUUCGCUUUGGCCACGCUUGUCACCCUGCGAGCCCACCCCUGGAUGUCCAGACCCUGCCUACCCCGACUCGGCCUGGUUGGGGGUGAGGGCCGAGCUACGCUCUGCCUGUACCUGGCUGAUUUCAUCUUCUGUGUGGGCAUCGUCUCGCUCUCCUACGUGAUGAUUGCCCGGGCGCUGCGGAGGAAUGCGCAGGUCCGCAAGUGCCCUGUGAUCACUGUGGAUGCCACCCGCCCUCCCCCCAUCAUUGCCACGGGCUUUGAGGGCAUGCAGUGCGCCGUUCCCGUACCCGCCCUGUACCGAAAUCAGGCCUAUAACAAGCUGCAGCAUAUCCAGACGCACCCCUACACCCGGAGGGGCCCCCAGGCCCAGGCUGGGGCUCCCGGAAACCCCUGCUGCCAGUUGGCUUCCUCCGUCAACUUGGCCACGGCUAAGGACUCGCGGGCGGUGGCCACCUGCGUGGUGAUCGUCUUCUCCCUGCUCUUCUGCUGCCUCCCCAUGGCCAUCUCGCUGGCACGUGACGUACUGGCACCAGGAGGUGGUUUUGCACUCUACCAGUUCCAGCUGUGCGGCUUCACCCUCGUCUUCCUCAAGUCAGGCAUCAACCCCUUUGUGUACUCACGCAACAGCGCUGGGCUGCGCCGCCGUGGGCUCUGGUGCCUUCAGUGCGUGGCGCUGGGCGUGCCCUGCUGUGGCCGUAAGACCCGGUUGCGCGCCGUUGGCAAAGGCAGCCUGGAGGCAAACCGCAACAAGUCCUCGCACCACGAGACCAACUCGGCCUAUGUGCUCUCGCCCAAGCCACGGCGGCGUCUGGUGGACCAGGCCUGCGGGCCCAGCUGUGCUCGUGAGAGUGCGCCCAGUCCCCGGGCCACCACAGUGCGCCAGACCCGACCACCAAGCAGCUCCACGCCCAUCAACACGCGGAUCGAGCCCUACUACAGCAUUUACAACAGCAGCCCUUCGGAGGGGCCGAGCUCGCCAAACAGCCUGCUGCCUGUCAACUCUGCCUUUGGUUUUGCCAAAUCCUAUGUUGCCAUGCACUACCACACCCACCAGGAGGCGCUGCAGGACUUCGAGAGCACUUCUGUCCGCCAGAUCCCCAUGCCCUCUGUUUGACUGAUCUGUGGGGUCAUUCUGAUGUGGAGGGGAAGUGGAUUAAGUUUCACAGGCUCCUUGAUGAGGAAGUGCAGAAAGCCAUCAAACUUGUUCAAAGAAAAGACAACGAAACCGGCAGAUAUUAAAUUCCCAAAGCAACACCUUUUCAUUACACAGAAGGGCAGAACUCUAUUUUUAGACUGAUCUUACAUUUUUCAGUGUGACUUUGAGAUUGUCUUUUUUCUCAUGAAAGAUACUGUAUUUGUGAGAGUCUCAUACGUUUUAUAAGGUAUUAAAUGUAU